Molecule: messenger RNA, 612 nt
Organism: Hansenula ciferrii
Lineage: Eukaryota; Fungi; Ascomycota; Saccharomycetes; Phaffomycetales; Wickerhamomycetaceae
Gene: RHO1
Product: Rho family GTPase RHO1
Exons: 1
Coding region: 1-612 (203 amino acids)
Biological process (GO): small GTPase-mediated signal transduction
Molecular function (GO): GTPase activity; GTP binding
Source: RefSeq, a predicted model, not a curated record
AUGUCACAAUUACAAACAGAUAUUAGAAGAAAAUUAGUCAUUGUUGGUGAUGGUGCUUGUGGUAAAACUUGUUUAUUAAUUGUUUUCUCAAAAGGUACUUUCCCAGAUAUUUAUGUCCCAACUGUUUUCGAUAAUUAUGUUGCUGAUGUUGAUUUAGAUGGUCGUAGAGUUGAAUUAGCUCUAUGGGAUACUGCUGGUCAAGAAGAUUAUGAUAGAUUAAGACCUUUAUCUUAUCCUGAUACUAAUGUUGUUUUAAUUUGUUUUUCAAUUGAUUUACCAGAAUCUUUAGGUAAUGUUCAAGAAAAAUGGAUUUCUGAAGUUUUACAUUUCUGUCAUGGUGUUCCAAUUAUUUUAGUUGGUUGUAAAGUUGAUUUAAGAGAUGAUCCAUCAACUAUUCAAAAAUUAAGAGAUGAAGGUUUAGCUCCAGUUUCUGCAAGUGAAGGUCAAGCUGUUGCUGAUAAAAUUGGUGCUAUUAAAUAUAUUGAAUGUUCUGCUAAAAGAAAUUAUAACGUUGAUGAAGUUUUCAAAACUGCUACUAGAGCUUCAUUAAUGGCUAAAGAAAAGAAACAAAGUGGUAAAAAAUCAGGUUCAAAGAAAUGUACAAUCUUAUAA